Messenger RNA from Coniophora puteana RWD-64-598 SS2, 213 nucleotides. RefSeq names its product protein translocase SEC6. Gene Ontology annotation, molecular function: transmembrane protein transporter activity. Gene Ontology annotation, cellular component: membrane; Ssh1 translocon complex. Gene Ontology annotation, biological process: protein targeting; post-translational protein targeting to membrane, translocation. Bases 1 to 213 code for a protein of 70 amino acids. The transcript has 5 exons. NCBI's taxonomy places the organism in Eukaryota, Fungi, Basidiomycota, Agaricomycetes, Boletales, Coniophoraceae. The record is from RefSeq and is a predicted model, not a curated record.
AUGUCCGACAAAGUCAAGGAGUUCAUCGAGAUUCCCCAGGAGUUUGUUCGGGACGGCAACCAGUUCCUCACUCGUUGCACGAAGCCUUCCCAGAAAGAGUUCGUCCAGAUUUGCAGGGCAGUUGCAAUUGGUUUUGCAGUCAUGGGUUUCAUUGGGUAUAUUGUAAAGCUGAUCCAUAUUCCUAUAAAUAACAUUCUUGUUGGAGGGGCAUAG